Chelonus insularis is the source of this 525-nucleotide messenger RNA. RefSeq names its product lysozyme-like. The record is from RefSeq and is a predicted model, not a curated record. Lineage: Eukaryota; Metazoa; Arthropoda; Insecta; Hymenoptera; Braconidae. The coding region runs from base 37 to 438 and encodes 133 amino acids. Gene Ontology annotation, molecular function: lysozyme activity. The transcript has a single exon.
UUGUCAGUGGAAUAUAAAAAACAUUUAAGUAGAAAAAUGUUGAAACCAAUUUUCAUUAUAGUUGUGAUUGCUUUUUACAUUAAUCGAGAAAUCCAGGCAGUAACUUUAACUGAAGACCAACUUCGAGAACAAUUACGUCUUCAAGGGUUCCCCGAAAAUCAGAUAAAUACUUGGAUUUGUUUGAUAAUGGCUGAAAGCUCUGGAAGAACUGAUGCAGUCGAUCCUCUCAACACAGAUGGUUCUCGUGAUUAUGGAUUGUUUCAAAUCAAUAGCCGAUAUUGGUGUAGCGAUUCUGGUCAACCUGGAAAUGGUUGCAAUGUAAGGUGCGAAGAUGUUAUGACUGAUGAUAUUACUUUGGCUUCUCAGUGUGCUAAAUUGAUAUACAAGACGCAGGGAUUCGAAGCUUGGACAGGAUGGAAAAAUAAUUGCAGAGGCUAAAGAAAAUUUUAAAAUAUAGCUCAUGGCUUUCAAAGAUCAAUUUAAUAUUGAUUUUCAUCUUUAACAUCAAAUGAUAAAAUAUAAUUG